AUGAGUAUGAUUGGUAGUCUUCUUUAUCUCACAUCUAGCAGACCUAGCAUUACAUUUGGUGUAAGAGUAUGUGCUAGAUAUCAAUCUGAACCCAAACUGAGUCACAUUACUCAAGUAAAAAGGAUUCUGAAGUAUAUCAAUGGAACCAGUGAAUAUGGAAUGCUAUAUUCUCAUAAUGCAAACUCUUUACUAACAGGAUAUUGUGAUGCUGAUUGGCCAGGUAGUGCUAAUGAUAGAAAAAGCACUUAUGGAGGGUGUUUCUUUUUGGGAAAUAAUCUAAUAUCUUGGUUCAGUAAGAAGCAAAAUAGUGUGUCCUUAUCCAUAGUUGAGGCUGAAUAUAUUACUGCAGGAAGUAGUUGCUCUCAAUUGAUUUGGAUGAAACAAAUGUUAGAAGAAUACAAUGUCCAACAAGAUGUAAUGACAUUGUACUGUUACAAUCUAAGUUCUAUUGACAUCUCCAAGAACCCUAUUCAGCACAGCAGAACUAAGCACAUUGAUAUCUGA
Messenger RNA from Lathyrus oleraceus (garden pea), 504 nucleotides. RefSeq names its product secreted RxLR effector protein 161-like. The record is from RefSeq and is a predicted model, not a curated record. NCBI's taxonomy places the organism in Eukaryota, Viridiplantae, Streptophyta, Magnoliopsida, Fabales, Fabaceae. The transcript has a single exon. The coding region runs from base 1 to 504 and encodes 167 amino acids.